Messenger RNA from Colossoma macropomum (tambaqui), 2155 nucleotides. It is a transcript of the gene siral1, whose product is annotated as family with sequence similarity 118 member B. The coding region runs from base 408 to 1478 and encodes 356 amino acids. The record is from RefSeq and is a predicted model, not a curated record. NCBI's taxonomy places the organism in Eukaryota, Metazoa, Chordata, Actinopteri, Characiformes, Serrasalmidae. The transcript has 8 exons.
UUAAGUCGCUGUUCGCUUAAUAACUGAGUGUGACUAGGAAACAGAUGAUGCAGCUAGAAUUUACAGUGGGGUGAUUUAAUCAUCUUAUUUUAAUUUAGUUAGACAAAUCCGUUACGCUUAAGUUAACGUGACUUCAAAACGGUUAUUCCCAUACAAUGCGUGGGCAGAUAUAAGCGAACAGGUACGAGGAUUCGCUGGCAAGUUAUCCUUUAGUAGCUAGCUAGGCAGGACCCAAAAUCAGCGUUUGUUGAGAGUCGCACCAAUAAUGCAAACGUAAUGCGAGCACAAUUCCGUGUUGAACGACAAAAUGUGUUUUUUCUUCAGCUGACUCAUAUAUCAGAUAAGGAUUUUUAUUCAACUGAAGUUCAAAGAAUACGGGAAUUAAGUUUUUUUCAUCUGGGAGUCGAAUGGCCUCUGUUGUGACGGUCAAGACAGAGAAGCGACCUGCUCCUGAUUCUGAGGAUGGUGAAACGGUGGCUAAAAAAGCCAGAAAGUUAUUACCCAGCCUAAAAACCAAACGUGCUCCAGAGUUGGUCCUGGUGAUUGGCACUGGAGUAAGCUCGGCCGUGGCUCCCCAGGUCCCAGCACUGCGCUCCUGGAAAGGCCUGAUUCAAGCAUUACUGGAUGCUGCCAAUGAUUUUGACCUGCUGGAGGAGGAGGAAAGCAGGCGCUUCCAGAAGAGUCUACAGGAGGACAAGAACCUGGUGCAUGUUGCUCAUGACCUCAUUCAGAAACUCUCUCCGCGGACAGGAAAUGUGCGUUCCACCUUCUUUAAGGACUGCCUGUAUGAAGUGUUUGAUGAUUUGGAGUGUAAGAUGGAGCAUGCAGGGAAGCACCUGCUGCGGUCCGUGCUCCAGCUAAUGGAAAGCGGGGCGCUGGUCCUCACCACAAACUUCGACAAUCUGCUGGAAAUCUACGCAGCUCACCAAGGCACUAAGUUAGAAUCCCUGGACCUCACAGAUGAAAAGAAGGUCCUGGAGUGGGCUCAAGAGAAAAGGCGGCUGAGUGUGCUCCAUAUCCAUGGCGUUUACACAAACCCCAGUGGCAUUGUGCUGCAUCCAGCUGGUUAUCAGAAUGUUCUGAGAAAUACUGAAGUCAUGAGGGAGAUCCAGAAGCUGUAUGAAACUAAAUCAUUUGUAUUCUUGGGCUGUGGACGGACAGUUGAUGACACCACCUUCCAGGCACUGUUUCUAGAGGCAGUCAAACACAAGUCUGAUCUGGAGCAUUUCAUGCUGGUGCGCAGAGAGGAUGUUGGAGAGUUCAAAAAGCUCCGUGACAAUAUGCUUGACAAGGGCAUUAAGGUCAUCUCUUAUGGUAAUGAGUAUGCCGACCUGCCCGAAUACUUUGAGCGUUUGGCCAAUGAGAUCUGCAACAGGGACGUGGUGACCAAUGGCUGUGGAUCUCCAAUACGAGACCUAGAGGAAAACCAAAAUGGCUUUAGUACACAGAAAAAUUUCCUACAAGAUUACAACUCAUGACAGCCUAGGAUCUCAGUCAAGACACAGCAAUGUCACAGAGUUCAGCUGACCCCUCCAGUCUUGUCUGGUGUUGCUGGUUCCUCAUCAACAACAGACUUCAGACUCACUAGCUAUACUGCUUGUUGUCAGGUAAAAAGGAAAAGAUGCCACGACCCUCUGUGCACUGAGUUUUGAUGUAAAAGAAGCAGAGAUGGGAUGAGAGGUGGAAGAUCCUGUUCAGUAUCAUUUAGCAAUCCCUGCCCACCUAGAAGGCAAGAGUGAGAGUAAUUAAAGUAGUUUCACAAUAUACUUUGAAAUCCAGAAUUUUCUUCUCAUAACAAAUACCUUGAAAACGUAUCCAUACAUGUUUCUCACACACCCAUGGAAAAUCUUGAAAUUGUUUGUGUUUGGCUGAAUUAAAUGAGCAGUAUAACUGAAUGUAUAUGGUUCUCAGGCCUUAACUUGAUCACAUAACAGAAGAUCACGUAAACUUCAUGAGAUAAAGUGAGAGUUAAAAAAAAAGAAGAAAAAAAAAAACUUCAAAAAUUCAUCACUGACAGCUGAGUCAUUGUGAUCAUUAAACAAAUUAUUUUAUGACAACCAAGUGCUAGACCACUCCUUUAGGGAUGAAAGAAAGAAGUUGUAAAGAGUUCUUCAUAAAUCUUUUGUAUUUUUACUAUGUCUUUGUUGUUUUUGUU